Messenger RNA from Mobula hypostoma (lesser devil ray), 966 nucleotides. RefSeq names its product probable G-protein coupled receptor 139. Gene Ontology annotation, cellular component: plasma membrane. Gene Ontology annotation, biological process: phospholipase C-activating G protein-coupled receptor signaling pathway. The coding region runs from base 1 to 966 and encodes 321 amino acids. NCBI's taxonomy places the organism in Eukaryota, Metazoa, Chordata, Chondrichthyes, Myliobatiformes, Myliobatidae. The transcript is spliced from 3 exons. The record is from RefSeq and is a predicted model, not a curated record. Gene Ontology annotation, molecular function: G protein-coupled receptor activity.
AUGCAUGCGCCUGGAAAUGGACCAGUCUUUGCGAUUUAUUAUUCUGUUCUCGCCGCUUUCGGGGUUGUCUCUAACUUUGUUACGAUUGUGAUCCUAUUGCAAGGAAAGUGCGGUCUUUCCAGGUGUGUGUCUCGCUACCUGCUGUCCAUGUCAGUGAUGGAUCUCCUGGUCAUUAUCACCGCUGUAAUAAUUAACCGGAUCAGCGGGAUUUAUUUUCCCGGUACCUUCCUGUCCAUCACGCCUGUCUGUAGUUUCACGAUUGCCUUGACAUUUGCAGCCAGAGUCAGUUCUGUCUGGUUAACGGUCACUUUCACCUUUGACCGAUUUGUAGCUAUUUCCUGUCAAAAACUGAAAACAAAGUAUUGCACCGAGAAAACAGCUACUGCGGUUAUAGGCACAGUGUGUGUGGCGGCAUGUUUAACCAAUAUCCCUUGGUAUUUUAUACACGAACCAAUCUACAUAAUCAACAACGUGCCGUGGUAUUGCACACUGAAAGAUAUCCGUUACACUUCUCCCAUGUGGGCAGCAAUAGACUGGUUCGACAGAAUUUCGACCCCGUGUCUCCCGUUCGUGUUGAUUUUCCUGCUCAAUGUACUGACCGUCAGACAUAUUCUGGCGGCCAGCAGAGCUCGUAGGAGGCUUAUGGCUCAGAGUAACGGAGAAAAGCAGAAUGACCCGGAAAUGCAAAGUCGAAGGAAAUCUAUCAUUUUUCUCUUCACAAUUUCAGGAAGUUUCACCCUCUUGUGGAUGACGUAUGUUGUACAAUUCUUAUACGUUCGCAUUACAAAUAAUUACAAUUUCAAAAGUUUCAACGACCCCAAGUUUAUUCUCCAGGAAGCAGGGAAUAUGCUUCAACUUCUGAGUUCCUGUACUAACACAUUUAUUUAUGCAGCGAUACAGAGAAAAUUCAGAGAAGAGUUCAAGAAAGCGCUCAAAUAUCCAUUUAGAAUAUUUCAUAAAAUAUGA